Penicillium samsonianum is the source of this 294-nucleotide messenger RNA. RefSeq lists its product as uncharacterized. The record is from RefSeq and is a predicted model, not a curated record. The transcript has a single exon. NCBI's taxonomy places the organism in Eukaryota, Fungi, Ascomycota, Eurotiomycetes, Eurotiales, Aspergillaceae. The coding region runs from base 1 to 294 and encodes 97 amino acids.
AUGGCCGCAGCAAACCGUCUAGAGUCACUAGCAGCGGCCUGUAAAUAUAACGCUAGAGCCACGACCUUUUUGCGACAAGUCGGUGAACAUGGUAUGACGGAGUCGCAAGCAGCCACGCUCUUCACGAGAACAUCGGAAGAGACUUUACCAUCAUUUAUGAAUCUUACGCUGUCGUUAAUUCAAUGCCCCGCAGACGCGGCGGCUACCCGAGACGCCCUCCGCUUCGCGGCUGCUAUGAAGGCCUUCACCGCCGCUCUUGACGAAGAGCCGCAGCAGAAUAUACUAGCCGUCUAA